AUGGCGCCGACUCCGUAUGAUCCAGAGGAGUCCGGCGUGCUUCGGCCCAGAGCGCUGCGCGCACUUGACCAUCAUGUCGACCGUCCGCACCUGGCCAUGGAUAGGACACCGUCCAGCAUCUCAAGCGGUCGUUCAACGCCUGUACCGGAAGACGCUCCUCCAUCUGUCCACUCGAUAUCAAUUGUCCGGAAGCAAGUGCGCGCUCAGGCGAAGCAGCGCAUCUUUCACAAUAUCGAUUACCAACCACGUCUCUCCCAUUUUGAUCCCAAGAGUGAUCACCAUUGGACGUGGACAGCCCAGGUCUUCUUGACUCUACACACUCUGACGUUCUUGAUGAAAAUGCACUCUUAUGCCUUUUAUAACGGGCAUUUGAGCGAGACAGAGCGCCGACUAUCGGCCUUGGAUGAGCCAGAAGUCAAGCCCUUACCAGUUGCAGUCCAUUACCCAAGAUCUCCAAUCGUGGCUAAUGGAGCAAGUAUGGCAAAUACUGAGACAGACUCUACUGAUACGGAAAUUGACCCCAAACAGCAGGUUAACAAGUUGCGAGCUGAUCUAGCAACAGAGCUUACCUCCCCGCUUGGCCAAGUUACAUACCCUCAAAACCUCACUUAUAGCAACUACCUCGAGUUUAUGUUGUUCCCAACUCUCUGUUAUGAGCUGGAAUACCCUCGAACAACGAAUACCCGCUGGAUUGAGGUCCUGAUUAAAGCUGCUGCAGUGUUUGGUUGCAUUUUCCUACUAACACUAACAAGCGAAGAAUUUAUCGUGCCUGUGCUUAGCGAUUCUGCAUUGAGGCUUCGUGUUAUCUCGUCACACUUUGAGAGAGGUUUAAUCCUCGCCGAAACGAUCAGCAUGCUCCUGUUUCCGUUCAUGGUAACAUUCUUGCUUGUCUUCCUCGUAAUUUUCGAAUAUAUAUUGGGUGCAUUCGCCGAAAUCACACGGUUUGCAGAUAGACGAUUCUAUUCUGAUUGGUGGAAUUCCUGUGACUGGCUGGAAUUUUCGAGAAAAUGGAAUCUCCCCGUCCACCACUUCCUUCGACGCCACGUCUAUUUCUCUUCCCUCACCCGCUUCUCUGUGCCAGGGGCAAUGGCCAUCACCUUUCUAGUCAGCUCUAUUGCGCAUGAACUGGUGAUGGUUUGCAUUACAAAGAAAUGGCGAGGAUACGGCUUUUUCGCGAUGAUGAUGCAGCUGCCCAUUGUAGCAGUCCAGAGGUCGAAGUUUGUUAAGGGGCGAAAGACUUUCAAUGUAAGCUAUGUAUCGUCUUCAAGUGGAAAUCUCCUAUUCUGA
Messenger RNA from Arthroderma uncinatum, 1287 nucleotides. Its product is annotated as sterol o-acyltransferase. Gene Ontology annotation, molecular function: ergosterol O-acyltransferase activity. The transcript has 4 exons. Lineage: Eukaryota; Fungi; Ascomycota; Eurotiomycetes; Onygenales; Arthrodermataceae. The record is from RefSeq and is a predicted model, not a curated record. Gene Ontology annotation, biological process: ergosterol metabolic process. Gene Ontology annotation, cellular component: endoplasmic reticulum membrane. Bases 1 to 1287 code for a protein of 428 amino acids.